AUGGCAUGUAAGGGGAGAGUGUCUCUGCGGGUGCCUAAUCCUACAAAUGUCAGCAGCAUCAUAGUGAAGCUCGAAGGCGAAUCGAGAACACGGUUGAUGACAGAAUUGCGGCCGGACAGAAGAGACAGCAGGCAAAGACCAGUUCUAGAAGUCCACAAAGUCCUGUACAAGACACAGGUAGUGUGGCCUGCGAAUAUGCGCCAGGAGGACUUGCUCGCGAACCCCAAGGCCAGCUUCUUGAUCAACGCGGGGUCGUACGAGUAUCCGUUUCAGUUCAGGAUUCCUAUCAACGCCUCGUGUCCACAGGCUACAAAUCCUAUUACAAACGUUUCCUUCUCAAAUGCGAUGCCCGAGUUUGCCAAAGCGCCCACACAACAUGUUAAGGGGACGCUCCCACCGUCUCUAAGUGGCUUCCCUGGCGAGGCUGAGGUUCGAUAUUAUGUCAAGGUUACGGUCAACCGGCCGCAGUUUUUCAAGGAGAACCCAAGGGCGCUUGCGAACUUUACCUUCCUUCCAAUCGAGCCACCGCGACCAGGGAACACAGAUGGGGAGGCAUAUGCGCGGAGACAACAUCAGUUCUUGGAGAAUGCGCCGAGUACAGCAGCUAAAAGGGCGAGUAUCUUCACCAGGACGAGCUCGCAUACGAGUCCUCCGACAUCACCAACGACUGGAGUACCUCCACGCGUUACCAUCGAUGCCCGACUACCGAAUCCUGCGAUCCUUACUAGUAAUCAAGAUAUCCCACUGCGGCUGUUGAUCAGAAAUGUGAGCGAACGCACAAAGAACAUCUACCUACAAAUGCUCCAGAUCGAACUCAUAGGCUAUACCAAAGUACGCGCCCACGAGGUUGUCCGCACAGAGUCGAACAGCUGGCUUCUCGCCUCGAUGAGCAACAUGGCUAUCCCCAUCGGCUCACCCACAGACCCCAUUGACACGGAGAUUCCCAUAAACCAAGAGUACUGGUCAGGCAAGCCCGUUCCAAACACCGUGCCACCGACAUUUACAACAUGCAACCUUUCCCGCUUCUACGAACUUGAAAUCCGCGUUGGAGUUGGCUACGGGAGCUACAAGCACGGCGAAGAUCAACUCGUCGUCCUGCCACUCCGCCUGCCAGUCAAGGUAUACUCGGGCAUCGCACCGCCGAAAGCACUGCUGGACGCGGUGUAUACAGGCGAUAGCAAGGCGCAGCAUGAGACUCUGGGCGUUGCUCCACCACACGGACAGCCACCUCAUACACCUACAACACCUGCAUAUGCAGGGCCUUCAAACGGCGGGAACGGGUUUCCUGAUGCGCCAGAUGAUGCGCCGCCGAGCUAUGAGGAGGCGGUUGGAACGGAUCUGCCUCCAAUCAAUGGGUAUAGAGGGAACUAUCAGCCUCCGCCUGUGCCCGAGGGCGCGCCCAGGUUCUCGGACGAGAAGAGGAGGUAA
Molecule: messenger RNA, 1428 nt
Organism: Dothidotthia symphoricarpi CBS 119687
Lineage: Eukaryota; Fungi; Ascomycota; Dothideomycetes; Pleosporales; Dothidotthiaceae
Exons: 3
Coding region: 1-1428 (475 amino acids)
Biological process (GO): ubiquitin-dependent endocytosis
Cellular component (GO): cytosol; plasma membrane; cytoplasm
Molecular function (GO): ubiquitin protein ligase binding; protein-macromolecule adaptor activity
Source: RefSeq, a predicted model, not a curated record